Sorex fumeus (smoky shrew) is the source of this 4333-nucleotide messenger RNA. It is a transcript of the gene RNF19A, whose product is annotated as ring finger protein 19A, RBR E3 ubiquitin protein ligase. The transcript has 10 exons. Gene Ontology annotation, biological process: protein polyubiquitination; positive regulation of proteasomal ubiquitin-dependent protein catabolic process; ubiquitin-dependent protein catabolic process. The coding region runs from base 332 to 2848 and encodes 838 amino acids. Gene Ontology annotation, cellular component: cytoplasm; ubiquitin ligase complex. Gene Ontology annotation, molecular function: ubiquitin protein ligase activity; zinc ion binding; ubiquitin conjugating enzyme binding. The record is from RefSeq and is a predicted model, not a curated record. Lineage: Eukaryota; Metazoa; Chordata; Mammalia; Eulipotyphla; Soricidae.
GGCUGUGGCGGCGCCGCUUCCCGGGAACAACCGUCAAGACGCCGCCGCCGCCGCCGCCGCCGCCGCCGCGGAGGAGUCGGGCCGGGAGACGCGCGGGACCCUGCCUGGGCGUCGGCCGCGCCGCAGCCGCGAGGCGCCUCGGCGGGGCUGCGGGGGCCUCCCCCGGACUGGCUGGGGCUCGGCCGCCGCCCGCGGGACAGGGGCCUAGUCGCGCCGCCGCCUCGGCCGCCCCGACGAGCUGGAGAACAUCUAUAAUAGUCUUCUGAAUAUCAAACUUUUUCAAGGAUUUCUGAGGGAACCAAAUAUUUACUUACAUCAUGACUUAAUCUGAAUGCAAGAACAAGAAAUCGGUCUUAUCUUUCAAUAUAAUGAAGGGCUGUGUAUAAACACGGACCCUGACUCAAUUCGAAUGAAUAUUUUAGACAUGAGUUUACAUCGACAAAUGGGUUCCGAUCGAGAUCUUCAGUCUUCUGCUUCGUCAGUGAGCCUGCCUUCUGUCAAAAAGGCACCUAAGAAAAGAAGGAUUUCAAUAGGCUCUCUGUUUCGGAGGAAAAAGGAUAACAAACGUAAAUCAAGGGAGCUAAAUGGCGGGGUGGAUGGAAUUGCGAGUAUCGAAAGCAUACAUUCUGAAAUGUGUGCUGAUAAGAACUCCGUUUUCUCUACGAAUACCUCCUCUGACAAUGGAUUGUCUUCCAUCAGCAAACAAGUUGGAGACUUCAUGGAGUGCCCUUUGUGCCUUUUGCGGCAUUCCAAGGACAGAUUUCCUGAGAUUAUGACUUGCCACCAUAGAUCUUGUGUGGAUUGCUUACGACAGUAUCUAAGGAUUGAGAUCUCUGAAAGCAGAGUUAAUAUCAGCUGCCCAGAAUGUACUGAACGCUUUAAUCCCCACGAUAUUCGCUUAAUAUUAAGUGAUGAUGUCUUGAUGGAAAAAUAUGAAGAAUUUAUGCUUAGACGGUGGCUUGUGGCAGAUCCUGAUUGUAGGUGGUGUCCAGCUCCAGACUGUGGGUAUGCUGUGAUAGCGUUCGGAUGUGCGAGCUGUCCCAAAUUGACCUGUGGGCGCGAAGGCUGUGGCACUGAGUUUUGCUACCACUGUAAACAGAUUUGGCACCCCAACCAGACCUGCGAUGCUGCUCGGCAAGAGAGAGCCCAGAGUUUACGUCUCCGGACUAUUCGCUCUUCGUCCAUCAGUUACAGUCAGGAGUCUGCUGCGGCAGCUGAUGAUAUCAAACCAUGUCCACGCUGCGCCGCUUACAUAAUAAAGAUGAACGAUGGCAGCUGUAAUCACAUGACUUGUGCCGUCUGUGGUUGUGAAUUUUGUUGGUUGUGCAUGAAAGAAAUCUCAGAUUUGCAUUAUCUAAGUCCAUCAGGAUGUACUUUCUGGGGGAAGAAACCUUGGAGCAGAAAGAAGAAGAUAUUGUGGCAGCUGGGAACCCUUGUUGGCGCUCCCGUCGGAAUUGCUUUGAUCGCUGGCAUUGCUAUCCCUGCAAUGAUCAUUGGCAUUCCUGUGUAUGUGGGCCGGAAGAUUCAUAAUCGAUAUGAAGGCAAGGAUAUUUCCAAGCACAAACGGAAUUUGGCCAUAGCUGGUGGCGUGACAUUGUCUGUGAUUGUAUCUCCAGUUGUCGCUGCAGUGACUGUAGGUAUCGGUGUCCCUAUUAUGUUAGCUUAUGUUUAUGGCGUCGUUCCAAUUUCUCUCUGUCGAAGUGGAGGUUGUGGAGUCUCAGCAGGCAAUGGGAAAGGAGUCCGGAUUGAAUUUGAUGAUGAAAAUGAUAUCAAUGUUGGUGGAACUAACACAGCUGUAGAUACAACUUCCGUAGCAGAAGCAAGACACAACCCGAGCAUAGGGGAGGGGAGUGUCGGUGGUCUCACUGGCAGCCUGAGCGCCAGUGGGAGCCACAUGGACCGCAUUGGGGCCAUCCGUGACAACCUGAGUGAAACGGCCAGCACCAUGGCCCUAGCCGGGGCCAGCAUCACAGGCAGUCUGUCUGGAAGUGCCAUGGUGAACUGCUUCAACAGGUUGGAGGUGCAAGCAGAUGUACAGAAAGAACGUUCUAGUCUAAGUGGAGAAUCUGGCACUGUCAGCCUGGGGACAGUUAGUGAUAAUGCCAGCACCAAAGCAAUGGCAGGAUCCAUUCUGAAUUCCUACAUCCCUUUGGACAAAGACGGCAGCAGUAUGGAGGUGCAAGUGGACAUUGAGUCCAAGCCGUCCAAGUUCAGGCACAGCAGCGGGAGCAGCAGCGUGGAGGACGCCAGUGGUCCCCGGAGUCAUGCGGCCGGCCCCGCCAGCGGCCUGCCUGAGGGGAAGUCCGGCGCCCCCAAGUGGUCCAAAGAAGCUCCGGCAGGAAAGAAGCCCAAAAGUGGCAAACUGAGGAAGAAGAGCACCAUGAAGAUAAACGAGACCCGCGAGGACAUGGACGCGCAGCUGCUCGAGCAGCAGAGCACGAACUCCAGUGAGUUUGAGGCGCCAUCCCUCAGCGACAGCGUGCCCUCUGUGGCCGAGUCCCACUCGAGUCAUUUUUCUGAGUUCAGCUGCUCCGACCUGGAAAGCAUGAAAACGUCCUGUAGCCACGGGUCCAGUGACUACCAUGCUCGCUUUGCCACCGUCAGCAUUCUUCCCGAGGUGGAGAACGACCGACUGGAAAACUCCCCACACCAGUGUAGCAUUUCUGUGCUCCCCAAGACGGCCUCGUGUCCAGACGGCCCACAGUCGGCUCACAGUGCUGAGGAGCACGGCAGCAGCGGGAUGAAACCCAAGGUGGACUUGUACUUUGGGGAUGAACUCAAAGAAACCAAUAACAACCACUCACGCCAGACAGUGGAGUUAAAAGUUGCAAUUCAGACUGAAAUCUAGGCCUCUAAAUGCUGCAAAAAUCAUAACCACUGAACAACCUUGUUCGGGGCUCGUCGAACUAUAUGUGACAACUCGUAAGUUUCAAGUUACCAGCAAAUGCCGGGUUACAUGAUGCUCAUGCAGAUCCUUCUUCUGUGUUCAGCAAAGCAUUGUCUUUCACGUGGAUCUUAAAUUACCUGACCCUGAAAAGAAGGCUUUAAAAAUGUACUCUUGUAAGGACAAAAGAUCUGCAGAGAAGUUCUAUGUUUUGUGAAUUUGCCACAAAGCAUUGCUUGAAGCACAUACUUGUAUAUUUAGAUAGAAUUUGGCUUAAUUUAUACUCCAUAUAAAAUACUAAUGCAGCAUUCUGGUGGAGAAAACUUGAGACUUAGGGAGAAGUGGUUAGUGACAUUUUAUUGAAACCACUAUAGGAUACUGUUUAUAGGAUACUUGCCAGGUUACCCUCAGUAUAUGAUAUUCUUUGUAAUGUUUCUAUAACUCAGCAUAAAAUUCAUUUCUUCAUACAUGUGGAUAUAUAAAGCUUCGCAGCCCAUUUGCUACCAUUUGGAUACUUGGACACUUUGAGCAAGAUUGUGGCAGUUUUUGCACAACUUUGAAAUAGAAAUAUCUGGUACUCUAUUUAUCUUGUGUAUGGUUGAUGCCAUCAGUAGAAGAAAAGUAUAAAAGUAGGUAGUGAAGUAUAUUGACAGCACCAAAUGAGAUACAUAAAACUGCAAAAUAAAAUUUCAUUUGUAAGUAUUACAGAAAAAAACACCUUCCACUAAGGGGCCUCUCUGCCCCGUUGAUCCUCGGUGCCUUUGAAUAGACUGGAUUUUAAGGGCCCAGUUGCUUGAGAAUUUUGCUGUAUUGUUUUCCAUAGUGUCCUCUAUAGCACCUUGAUUAUGUAAAAAAAUACAGGAUAAACAUAAGUAUGAUUAAUAACAAUGCUGAAAAAAGUGUUAGCCUACCAAAGACACACUCAGGCUUUUGUGACUAUCUUUACAUAACCUCAUUUUUUAAUACAUGCGUACCUUUCCCAAUCAUGAAGUCAGAGCUUUGUGUCGAGCUUAGAUCAAUUGCUAAGGAGGGUCCACAUAGGGCUGGUUUUCUUUGCUUUUGCUUUUGUUUAUGGAAGACGUUUAGCUGACAUAAGCAGAAGUUGGCCAAAAUACUGCCUGUACUGUUAAUUUCCUGUAUAAUUUCUCUUAAAUAAAACAGGUUAACCUCAAUUACAGCAGUGAAAACUUUCCAUCCUACGUGUUUUUUUAUAAGUGUUACCAUGAUGGUGCUACUGAGCAUUUUUUUUUAAUAAAAAAUGCCAUGGGCUGCAGUCUUCUUAAUCACUUUUUCUUACAGGUUCACCCAGCUUAGAACACUAGUGCCAGUUAUUUUAUUUGAUUAUGCUUAUCGUAUUUAUAUAUUUGUUUGCAUUCCAAUUUUGUUCAGUAGUGAGUGUGUAAACUGCAUACAUGAAAUAAAUGUAAAUACUGAUGUAUUGCUGCCUUA